AACAAAAGACGAUUCCCAUUUAUCAAUAAGAAUCUUCAGAAUGAAAACUUUGACUCGUCUGAUCUCAUUUGGUAAUGGGUCAUUACUCAAAGGUUUUCCUAGAACAGGUGAAUAAGUAAAGGAACAUUUCGCUAUUUUCUUGUUCAGAGAUCAUCCAACUACAACCGUUUGAAUUUUAUUAGAAUAAAAUGUAUAUGAAUUUGAUUUGGAAGGAAAAUAUUUCGAUAUAUAAACUCCAGGUUCAAAUAGAAUAUAAAAAUCUUAAGAGAAAAUAAUGCAACAUUUCGUUAUGGAUGUUCGAAAUGGAUGGGUAUGGGUGUGGGUGUAUGUACGGUACUGAACAGGUCUUACAUCCACACUCCACGUCUAUACCUGCGAGUGUUUGAAAAUUUUCAUCGAAUACGCAUGGCUUUUUUUCUUCUGCAUUUGAUUUGCAAGAAGUUAUGGCAUUUUUUUCCAACUUUGCACAUUUAGUUCUUAUAAUGGAAGAAUCGAAACACGAGUCAUCAUAUUUACCUUUUUAUUAGUAAUGACGAAAUAUACCGAACAACGUUGUUUCUUUGUGAGUAUGUUUGCGCAAGGCAGGUAUAGAUUUGUCCGAAAGAAAAACAAGAGUUGCAAACGAAAUUCACAAAAAAAUAAUAUCAAAAAAAGUUGUUAUAAUAAAUCUUGAAGAAAAAGUCUGAUAAUUCGAAAUAUCGAAAAGGUUUACCAUGAUGUUGUCAAUCAACCUGAUAUAGAAUGUAUGAUUUCAUUCGAUAGAAAGGCAUAUGAAUUAGUGAUAUUUAUAUAUUAAAGAAAUAGAAAGUUUCAAAAUUUUCAAAUAUUUACUCUCAAAGAUUUCUGUUACAUUAGAAAUUUCUAUCAUUUCCAUAGAUAGUCAAAUUGCUGAAAGUUCCAACGUUUCGAAAAAUUUGCUUUUUUGUUUGCAUUGUUAAUCAAGUUUUGAAGUUAUGAAGACUUUUAACAUUUGAGUAAUUUUAUUUAUUGGAAAUUCCCACAUAGUUCCAUCAAGAGCUGACGCUAAUUUGUGCGCAGACCUUAUCAUAAAUUUUAGUAUCGUUUCUCCUUCGGUCGAUAUCAAUCAUUAUGUUGAAAAUUGAAAAUGUAAUUAAUUACGAACCGAAAUAUUGUUUUUUUGCUUCAUGCUUUGAUCUGUAUUAUCAAAUGAGCCACCGAUAUUUAUCGGAUCUCCUAGUAUGCCCAAAUAGGCACAAGCGAAUUUCUCAUUUGUGUUCACGGAGCGCAACACACAAUAAUUGAGUUCAUCUGAUUUAUCGUUUCGGCAGGUAACGAUUAAAAAAGAACGUCAAAAAACUGUUGUCUAUUCAGGUAAGAGAACAUUUUUACGCGUGCAACUGUGUGCUUUCGCUGAAAAACAUUAUUAUUAUUUAUAAAAGUAGAUUCUCGGCGUCAUCCACUUCAGACUUAUUUGCUUUUCAAAAAGCAAAUUUGUUUUUUGAAAACAUACAAACUAUACAUUUUAACGAGGAAAAACGUAUUUCUCUUUAUUGAUUUUGCAUGACUCAAUUGUAUUUUAUCUUCUUGUUGAUUUAUUUGUAGUGUCGGUGCUGCUACUCAUGACGUCAAGAGAAAUUUUUUAUUACUUGGAUAUUUCUCUAGUUUUUGUUUUCGACAGCUCAUAUAUAUAUAUAUGCAUGUAAAAUAUGUUAGUUUUAUGUUUAAUUUCAAUCAGAAUUACAAUGGCUCUAUUAAAGGAACAGAAGAUUGAUAUUUUCGAAGUAAAAUUUGAUUGCAAAUUCUAAAAUUCAUUUCUAUUUUAUUGAUUUAUAGUCAUUUACCAAUCGGCAUGAUCGACAAAAUGUAAUCAUUUUUUUAGAAUUCUACGAAUGGAAUAUAGAUGUACGUGAGUUCUAAAUUUGAAUGAAGAAAUCGAAUCGAAUUCAAACACUAAAUAACUUUUGUUUUCAUUAGGUUGCUAUCGAAGCAUUUUUCAUGAAUCCUGGUAAAUCUUUUUCUUUAUUUUUCUUAAAUAAUUUUUUUUCUUUAUGAUCAAUUCAGAAGAAAUCAGUAAUGUUCAGUCAAAUACGCCGACUUUACUUCGAACUAAUUCAAGAGAGGUAGGAUUCCGAGAUGAAUUACCGGAUUAACAUCCGACAGACAAAAAAACAACUUUCUGAAAAUUAUUUUUCUCUUACAGACUCAUUCAUUGAUGAACUCAUUGCAACAUUCAUUUAGUUCACUACGUUCUUUACAAGCAGCAAGCAAUUUGAAUCAGAGUACAACUACAUUGAAUAGCCUAUCACUUGAAUCAAAUGCAGAAACAAUAUCUUCAAUGUUUCUAGAUAUGAAACAAUUCGUUCCUAGUUAGUUUUAGAUUUUUUAGUUUAAUAUUCAUCAGAGAUGGAAAAAAUUCAGCUUUGUUUAAAACCUUAUCUGUAUUAGUCACUUAUCAAGCAAAAAAAUGAUGAGCAUAAAAAAAAAUAAUAUCGCAUGUAAAUAAGAUUUUGACAAAAUUUAUUCAUUUUUAAUUCGAUCAAAGUGUAGCACUUUUUUAAUCGAAGUCAGUCUGAUUUUAAAAAUUUAAAAUUGUAGAUGCUCACAUCCGACAUGAAUUGGUCUGUAGUUUAAAAUAAUCCGAUAAAACAAAAAGUGACUGACUUGUCGAAGUCAUCUCACCUAUGUAGUUUUAUAAAAUGGACUAUCAGUGAUAAAAUUAUUUAAAAAAAAUAUACAUAAUCUUUUUUAUAAAUAUUAUUUAGACAAAAAACAACUUCUUCAAUAUAUUGAUUCAAAUAUCAUUGGUAAUAAUAUUCGAAUCAAUACUCCAUGGGGAUCUCGAAAAAUGAUUUAUGCUGAUUAUACAGCAUCUGGACGUGCUCUAAUAUUUAUCGAACAGUACAUGCUGUCCAUCGUCUUACCUUAUUAUGCUAAUACACAUAGUGAAAAUAAUGCAUGUGCAUUACAAACUACCAAAUUUCGAGAAGGAGCACGAACAUUAAUUAAACAAUAUGUCAAUACAACAGAUAAUGAUGUUGUUAUUUUUACUGGAUCAGGUAAAUAA
This is a messenger RNA of Rotaria sp. Silwood1, 3025 nucleotides long. The record is from the annotation of a GenBank genome assembly. NCBI's taxonomy places the organism in Eukaryota, Metazoa, Rotifera, Eurotatoria, Philodinida, Philodinidae.